AUGCUCACCAGACGCGCUCAUCUCAGGAUUCAGGACAGAGGUUUAUUUGGCUCCGCCACCCUGCGAGUGCCAGGUUCCAGAGCAUCCAGUGAUGCGUGCCUGGCUCAUGACGCGAUAUACGGCCUGUCUGCCAGCCUGCCAGUCGGGGACACCGACCUUCGAGCGGAACACUCAGAUCCUUGUCUCUCACACCGCUCACACACCGGCGAGCGCAAUAGUCACACCCUUACACAGUUCCCCGCCAACAUGACCGGCGGGGGAGCCUUCGUCACAGCUCCCCGCGAGGAGUACGACCUCGGCGCCAGCGCCUCAGACCACAGCGUCCAAUGGGUCGGCACGCCUGGCGUCAAAGGGCCCCCGUGGGCCCGCCUUCCCCUGCUCACCGUCGGCAUGCUCGGCACUCAGGUCGUGUGCGUCGCCCUAUCUUCUGGAGCUGGGGUUGAGCAAGUCAUGGAUGUCGCUCGUGUUCGUCGCCGGGCCGCUGUCGGGACUCAUCGUCCAGCCCCUGAUCGGCGCAUACGCCGACCGCUGCCGCUCACGGUUCGGCAGAAGACGCCCUUUUAUGCUAGCUGGCACCGGUAUCGCAUGCUUCGGCAUGAUGCUGCUGGCGUGGUCGCGCGAGCUGGCUGGCCUCCUCGGUCUAGCAUCAAUGCCGUCAUGGCGACGGACCGCGCGCUCAUCGUCGACACGCUUACGAGCUCACAGCAGGAAGAGGGCAACGCGUGGGCUGGGCGCAUGAUCGGCAUCGGCGGCGUGGCCGGCUUCUUCGUCCGGCACCAGUCCCGUUCUGGGCUGUGGUCAUCUCUCCGCGCAAUCUGGGAAAAUAUGUUCACACUCCCGCCCUCGAUCCGGACGAUCUGCUUUAUCCAGUUCUUCGCGAAUCUCGGCUGGUAUCCCGUCAUGUUCUACACCUCGCUCUGGGUCAGCAACAUCUACAAGGAGAACAACCCGCAGGGCACAUUGGACAAGGCGACAUGGGACGCCGACGCCGUGCGAUCAGGCAACCGCGCGCUGUUUCUGCAGGCUAUCAUCUGCCUGUUCGUAUCCGUCAUCGCGCCCUUCCUCGUCGCCGACAGCGGCAUCCAGUCCUCCGCCAAGGCGAGCUACACCUCUCUGCCGACUGAGGCUGGUGGUGCCGCGCCAACGCACCGCCGACACGGCAGUGUCAGCGACCGCGUCAAGAGCUUUCUCGGCUCGGCAGUGGACUGGGUGCGCUCGGGCGGCAUCUCCCUGCCCAUCCGCGGCCUGACACUGAUUAAGCUCUGGCUCGGUGCGCAGAUCGUCUUCGUGAGCUGCAUGCUCUGCACGUGGUGGACGACAACAGUGGGUGGGGCGUACUUCCUCAUCGGCGUGACGGGAUUCGGAUGGGCGCUGGCGCAGUGGGCGCCGUUCGCGCUCCUGGGCGAGCUGGUCCUGCUCGACGUGCCGAGUGCGACGCCGGCCGAGCUGGACGCCAUCACGCGUAGCGUGGGCACGAGCGAGGUUCUCUUCGCGGCGGUCGAGGAGAGUGCGGGCAUGAGCAGUGGACAUGCGCGCUCGCGGUCUGCGUCGAGGACGCACGUCCGCGCACCUUCGCACGAGGUCGUGAAGGCCGGAAGCGGCUUCGCAGCCCACCUGAACGACAGUGACGACGAGGACGAGGAGCAUGACACGACCGUCGUGCUGCGACACAGCGAGGACGACAGUGACGACGAGGAGCCCGUCCCUCGAACCCCGAGUAGGGCAGGCACAAGGCAGCCAAGCACGGCAGACAAGGCGGGGCUGAUUCUCGGCAUCCACAACGUCUUCAUCGUCAUGCCCCAGUUUGUCAUCACUGCCGUGUCCAGCUUGGUAUUCUACAUCAUGGAGCCCGGACCGGACGCACCCGUCAAGCCAGAUGCGCCCGAGGGCGCGCCAGCGCCGAAGAAUCCGGACGCCGUAGGACUCGUGUUCCGUAUCGGUGGCACUGCCGCUGCCGUUGGCGCGGUGCUCAGUUAUCGCCUCGCGAAGCGAUGGGCGCGCGGGGAGCAGUAA
This is a messenger RNA of Trichosporon asahii var. asahii CBS 2479, 2013 nucleotides long. RefSeq lists its product as uncharacterized. Gene Ontology annotation, cellular component: membrane. Lineage: Eukaryota; Fungi; Basidiomycota; Tremellomycetes; Trichosporonales; Trichosporonaceae. The transcript has 4 exons. The record is from RefSeq and is a predicted model, not a curated record. Gene Ontology annotation, molecular function: sucrose:proton symporter activity. Bases 1 to 2013 code for a protein of 670 amino acids.